Hippoglossus stenolepis (Pacific halibut) is the source of this 6922-nucleotide messenger RNA. It is a transcript of the gene itprid2, whose product is annotated as ITPR interacting domain containing 2. NCBI's taxonomy places the organism in Eukaryota, Metazoa, Chordata, Actinopteri, Pleuronectiformes, Pleuronectidae. Gene Ontology annotation, molecular function: signaling receptor binding. The transcript has 22 exons. The record is from RefSeq and is a predicted model, not a curated record. The coding region runs from base 201 to 4460 and encodes 1419 amino acids.
CUGCUGGUUUCAGGAAGCGGAAGCAGGAAUGUUGGAGUGUUUUUAGAAAAGUUUGGAGACUCACCCGGACACUUUUGUUGGGAUCCAGGACUCAAACAGCGGAUAAAACAUGACGGUGUGUUACCUGUUGCUGAUGUAACUGAAGAGUUGUCAGUCUUCUCUGACUGACUGAACCCAACCAGACACACAGGCUGGCAGAUAUGGAGAGUGGUGCUCUGGAAAUGGACACCAGUACAGCUGCAGAUCCCAGAGUGCCGUCAGACUGCAGUUUAGCCGGUCUGAGGCGUCGGGCCUGGGCCCAGACCAGAGACUCCAUCUGGCCCGAAUCACAACAAGAGCACUGUGGCCCCCAGGGCCCCCAAGAGAGCCAGAGAGACAGGGAUGAGCAGAGACCCUCAGAAGAACCAGGGCGAGUUCCUAACAAUAUCACCAGCUGGCUGAUUGAAUGCAGAACUCCUCUUGGAGCGUCUCUAGAUGAUCAGACGGCUUCACCGAACAGAGGUGUGAGAACAGGAGCGCUGAGGAACGGCUGCAGCUUUGAAGAUGACCUUUCACUGGGAGCUGAAGCCAACCAUCUUCAGUCCAGUAACAACAAUAAAACAGAUUCCUGUUUUGGUCUUGCGGCUGAACAGAAGAGGAGUCAGUAUAAAGAGAAGGGAAGAAGUAUGAACUCUACAGGAUCUGGGAAAAGCAGCACCGUGUCCAGUGUGUCAGAGCUGCUGGACCUGUACGAGGAGGAUCCUGAAGAAGUCUUGUUGAAUCUUGGUUUUGGUCGUGAAGAGCCCGACCUUUCCUCGAAGGUUCCCUCCAGGUUCUUCAACAGCUCCUCGUCAGCGCGAGGCAUUGACAUCAAGGUCUACUUGGGAGCCCAGAUGCAGCGCAUGGAACUGGAGAACCCCAACUACGCUUUGACUAGUCGUUUCCGUCAGAUCGAGGUCUUAACCACAGUAGCUAACGAGUUCUUCCAGCUCUACAGUCAGGUCUCUGGUCAACCUGUCCAACGCAUCAACUCCAGGGACCAAGGAGGAGGAGGAGCAGCAGGAGCAGCAGGAGGAGGAGGAGGAGAUGGAGGAGCAGGAGGAGGAAGUUGUCAGGCGACUCCUCCUCUGAAGAGGAGCAACUCGGCCCUGAAUGUCGCCAAACUCCUCAAGAAGACUAUCAGCAAACACAACCUGCUCGCGGCCGCCUCAGAGUCGCCUGAAGCACAAACACCUAACCAUCACACACGGCUGAACGGACACACCACCUCCGACAACACGCACACCAACGGUCACGCACACGCUGCUCAAGAGCAGGACUGUUUCAGGACCAAUCCUGACCAGCAGGUAGAGACAGUCAGUCAGAAACAACAAGAAAGUCCACAGAAACAGCCGUCUUCCCGCAAGAAAGACAGCUGUCCCCUGGCUACGGUUACCGAGGAACCUAACGGGGAUGCCGAGACCGAUUCGCUGACAGACAACAGACCUGAAGAGAGCGACACUGGAUCACCAGCCAAUGGAGACCAUCAACUAGAGUCGGCGGUUCUUCAGUCAGCCAAUCAAAGAACAGGGGAGGGCCCUCAGGUAGUCAAAGAGAAGAAGAGCCUGACCUCAACCCCGGUGAAAACUCCUCACAGCCUGGUCCCACCUCAGCUGGUGCUGCUUCGCACUGAAAACGCAGACUCCUUCGAUAUGGAGGAGAUCCAGAGUAACGAGGAUGAGGGUCUUCCAUUCAGAACCUCCAGAGCCACGGAUCUGUUGAGGACGGUCAGUCAGCAGUCGGACAGCAGUGGUUUUGCUGAGGAGCCCUCAGCCGACUCCAACAGCUACCUCAAGGUGCAGGAAAGUAGUGACAGCUGUGACAGCGAGACGACGGUGACAUCGCACCCGUCCCAAGAUGUGUCCACGCCCCUCGCACUGGACCAACCUGCGUUCGAUUUGCCAGAAGCCAGAGAAGAGGAGUCAGCUCCUGGUGGUGCUGGGGAGGCUGAUGGGCAGAAUAGCUCCAGGGAAGAAGACGAGAAUGAUGGGAUUCCAGAGGAGGUUCCUCAGUAUACAGCUCACUAUUUCCCUAGGAACACAGUGGGAACGCAGCCGGUUGAGACCCAAGGGGAGGAGGGGGAGGAGGAGGAGAAGGAGGAGAAGGAGGAGGAGAAGGAGGAGAAGGAGGAGGAGAAGGAGAAGAUGGAGAAGGAGGAGGAGGAGGAGGAGGAGGAGAAGGAGAAGGAGGUAGCUCCAGCAGAGAGCGGGACAACCGAUCUAGAGCCUGAACCAGAACUGGAACCAGAGAUUCCUCAUAGCUUGUCUGCUGCAGAACAAGAACCACAACUCAUGCAGAAUCAGCCUGAGACAGCCACAGACACAGAGCCACCCACAGAGAUGGUAGAAGCUGAAGACGAGGCCCAGGAAGAGAACGCAUCCUUGGACCGUUCUGAUGUAUAUUUUCCUCCUGCUCCAUCCUCUCCGGUUGUCAAUGCUCUGAUCCGAGCCAAACACAGCCACCUGAGAGGAGCUGGGCCGCACGUCGACCUCAUGCCCAGUGAGCCGCCGCUAACUCCACUGAGAGGAGGAGGAAGGCGUGGCUUCCCCAUGGAGAGGUCCUCCUCUCUGCCCUCCUCGCUCCUCUCCCCCUCCAGGGUCGUGUCCUCUGUCAGGAUCCAGUUUGGGCGAGGUCAGGCGUCCUGCACCCAGCCCAGGUACUCCUUCAAAUAUACCCCGGAGGAGGGAGAGGACAAAGAAUGGGAUGAGGAGGAGGAGGUGGAAGGACAAACUAACUGUUUAUCUACUCUGAUAAUAAACCCUGCUUCGAACCAGCCACCAAGGCUUCCAACAGAUGCUUCCAUCCCACCGAAACCCAUCCCACGCUACAUGAAGUCGUCCUGCUCGCUGAUGAGCUCCAGCCCUCCUCCUGAUUGGUCACCAGGAGGCCACACCCACUCUUGGAGCUCCCAGAGCAUCCCUGACGUCUCCUCUAACCAGCACCUGUCAGGUCACUUCCAUCAAAACCAGCAAAGUUGGAAUCCAGGACAGAUGAUGUCCAAUUAUCCUAAUUCCACAGCUCAAUACAUAAACCCUAGUCCAAAUCCUAGUCCCAGUCUCAAUCACAGCCCAUUCCCCUUCACUAUGAACCCUCCUCCACAUUACCCCUCUCCUCUUCAUCCAUACGCCAGUCUUCCCAACCUCCUCUACCACAACAAUCAAUCCUUGAACCCCCAUUCUAGUCUGACCAGUCUCCACCAGCCUGCAACUCCCACAAUCCCCCCUUUUGGCAGCAUCUCCAAUUUGCAUCAGCCGUCUACUUCGAUAGAUCCUCAUUACGCCAGUCUGGGUAACCUGUAUCCCGGAACUCCCUUUAUGCACCACCAGGGCUGCAACCAUCCAUACGGCCAUCAGUCCCCUUAUCAUGCCACUCCUCAAGGCUCACAGUUUUCCUCACCUUACACAGGUUACCAUGGCUACAGCACAAACCCGCACAUGGCAUUCUCUCACCCCGUCCCUCAGUGUCCUCCAGAGCACGGCCUCAAUCCGGGUUUUGCUCCUCCUGCUCCAGGCUUCCACCCCGGCAUGGCCUCUACCUUCGGCCAGGGUCACAGCCUCUACACAGGGCUCCAUCCUCCCGGUCCUGGACACAGCCAGGGUCCAUCCAGCACCGAGAUGCAGCUGAGGAGAGUUCUGCAUGAUAUCAGAGGGACAGUUCAGAGUCUGGGCCAGAACCGAGCCAACACUCCAGACACGUUCAGUGAUCACACAACAUCUCUGCCCAGCCACCAGUCUUUGACAGAGUUUCAGCAGAAGAGGCGGAGUCUGAACUUGUUCCGCAGUCAGAUGAUGGAUCUGGAGCAGUCAAUCAUGCGACAGCAAGCUCCGGUCUACAAACACCUGAGCCCUUCUGACAGGUUGGAGGUAGAGCAGCUUCAGUCUCUGAGAUCAGCAGUCAGAGAGGAACUGCAGGAGUUGGAACAACAGCUGGAAGACAGACUGACACAACAAAGGGGUCUCCAUAGAGACAACAGCGUUGACAGUCUGUCCACCGCCUCCGCGCUUAGAGCCAUGGAGCCGGUGUCAGAUCUACUCAGAGAGCAGCUUUUCCUCCAAUCAGAGCUCAGCUACGACGGUCACACCCCCACCACCAAUCCCUCCUCCCGAUCGUCCAGUCCAGGCCAAGGAGGAAGAGACCAGGAGCAGAGCCAAGGUGUGUACCGGGCAUCAAUCAACAUAACCCCUGUCCUUCCUCCUCGACCCAACACACGAGAAGAGGAGGAAGAGGAAGAGGAGGGAAAGAUUGGAGGAGGAGGAGAGGGAGGUGGAGAAGCACCAGAGGAAGGCGCAGCAGGAACAGUCAGAGUGGAGAACCUGCAGCAGCUCAUCAGAGAGAUUCGAGAGAGUGUGGCGCAGGAGGUCCGACGGGAGAUCUACAGCGAGUUGCUGUCUGCCGUGUCGCCACGGCAAUCGCCCCUGCCCUCCAGACAACACCACCUGUAGCCAUGGCGACAGCAGAGCACCACCACGUUGGCCUUCAGCCUUAGUAACCACAGUCUGAGCAGCACCACUGUCUGUCUGUAACACUGUAUAGCUGAGUAACACUGUCUGUGUGGAACACUAUGUGUCUGUAACACUGUAUGUCUGUAACACUGAUGAUGAAACAUGUGAUGAACCCACCUCGCUCGUGACCCGCCCUGGUUUUUCACACGCUCGCUCGAUGGUGAGAGGUGGAGGACAGAGCCUCAGACAGGAAAAAGAGAGGUCGCUUCCACUGCCUCAGUUGGUUUGACGAAAGUGGUCUGACGCAAGCUGGGAACGCCAGUCUGGACCAGCCUGUUCACACAGCGUCCUCCAGCAUACAUUUCCCUGUGAGCCAUCAUUAAUUUGUUUUUUUAUUUUGCCCACCACCCUGUUUACUUUUUGUAACCUGAUAUGAUCAAAUGCCAGGUUUAAAACUACUACCACUAAUAGUAUAAAUACAACUGCGAGUACUGCUAACAGUACUGCAACCAUCUCCACCACCAGUAACCUGCGUCCUGAUUGAGUUCAUCAACACAGUCUGAGAUUGGAUCAGGAUAUUAACAGAAUUUAUGUUCUGAUAUUACUGUUUUCCUACUAAAUACAGCUAGAAGCUAGUAGUAACAAGUAUUUAAAUAUGCUGCACACAGGAGAUCCCCCUCCCUGAGAAAUACUUUAAAUGCAUUAAUUCUCUUUUAAUCUGUCUUCAAGUAAGAGAGACAUUUUUAAAGAGAGUCUGCUGAGGUUCAAACUCUUUUAUAGCCUAAAGUUACUCAUUCCAUGCACAUUUCAGCUUAUCAAGGGUUUAAGAGGGAUUUAAGGUAUAUCACUCAAAGAUUAUGAUGCUGCAGCUGUCAACAUUUUCUCAUCAUCAUCCCCACCCUCAUCAUCAUCAUCGUCAUUGUUAACAGUGCUUCUCUUCCUCUGGCCUCCUUCACAGCUGAUUCUGUUCUUUUCCAUGGUGUCCCUGGCAGGUUAGAUCAUAGAAUUUAACAUAUCUUUGUCAUGGUAACUUUUUCAACAUUUUAAAUUGAGUUUAGGUUUUUGAAACUAAAAGUCCUGAUGCAUACUGUGUUUGAUUUGUUGGAGCGUGGGUGAUUCUGUCUUAAUGGAGCUAGGCUAGCAGUUUCCCCCACUUCUAGUCUUUGUGCUUAGCUAAGCUAAACAAGUCCUGAACUCGACGAUAUUUCUGGCUGUUCCGUUAACUCUCAUUGGCUGUUGAUGAGCAGGUUAUGAGGUUAGUGUGAGAGGUCCUGUGGAGGUCAGGCUCAGAGGUCAAAGGUCAAAGGUUGCUCUAUGAUAGCAGCAGGUUUUGGUAAGUUGUCUUGGUGACAGUGGUGAUGAUGAUGAUGUACUGACAGGUUAGAGAGAGGGGCUUAGUGAGAGGGCAGUGUAGCCCAAACCUUAGCGGUGCUAGCAUGUUAGCUUCAGGCUUCUGAUGACAAAUCUGUGCAAUAAUAUGAACAUACACUAUAAUCUGAUUCCUUAGAUUAUGUGAAUAAAUGACCAAUAAUUCACUGCUAACAUUUCAGAUGUGAUCAGACAUUCACUUCAGCACAAACUGUCUACCUGCACCUUUAACACAAGUUAAUCUUAAACUUGACGUUUUUUAAUGGGAGAAACUGAUUUUCUGUCUCUUCACACAGAAUUCACAGAACUGAUUGAUCACUGAUUAAUUGAUAACCACUCACUGAACAUCUGUUUUCUGUGUAUUGUCUACGUGUUUACUCAAAGGUUUAUUAUUAUCAGUUACCGAAGGUCAAAAAAAUCUUCAUAGCUGAGGUGAAACAAGCUCUCAGCACCCUCCAUAGCUGAGCGGGAUUGGCUGUAAAACAAGUCAAUCAGGGCAAACACACCCCAUGUACCUUUUUUAAAUCUUUGUAAUAGUUGUGAAAAAUUCCACACAGACUCACAUUAGAUGUUUUGAUAUUAUCUACUGAAAGCUGAACUUUGUGUACUUUGACGUCUGUUCUUGAUCUUUGGGAGCAAUAGAAAGAGAAUCGGACUCAAAGGCCGACUUACCAAGAAUAUGGAGUCUUUAUUUAGCAGUCGGUGUAGGUGUCACCACCUACUUUCAAUCAUGUGAAUGCUCCAGAUCGUUAUUAACUGGACCUUUGAUCAUCGAUUCUCUUCAUCGUUUAUUGACUUUGUGUUUGUAGAAAACCUUUUAUUUCUCUGAUCACAAACUGCUCUGCUGGACAAACACUCACUGUGAGCUCUUCAUGCUUUUUACUUCUUUGUCUUUUUUCCACUGAUCAAUCAUCACACACGUCUAAUUACACUUUACUAUCUGACUGUUGGUGGUGAUUACUUUCCAUUGAUGCCUCUUUCUAUUGAUGUCUAUUAAUAAUAAUGUGUAUUUUGUACUGAUGUCUUGUCUGUGGGAUGCAGGGAGGGAUCACUCUGUAGAGAUAAGAAUAAUAAAGAUGUAUUUAUUUUCAGUA